Molecule: messenger RNA, 3795 nt
Organism: Rhinolophus ferrumequinum (greater horseshoe bat)
Lineage: Eukaryota; Metazoa; Chordata; Mammalia; Chiroptera; Rhinolophidae
Gene: DRD1
Product: dopamine receptor D1
Exons: 2
Coding region: 880-2220 (446 amino acids)
Biological process (GO): G protein-coupled dopamine receptor signaling pathway; vasodilation; adenylate cyclase-activating adrenergic receptor signaling pathway
Cellular component (GO): plasma membrane
Molecular function (GO): dopamine neurotransmitter receptor activity, coupled via Gs; G protein-coupled receptor activity
Source: RefSeq, a predicted model, not a curated record
GGCAGCGGGCAUUGCCGCAGGAAGGCGCAGGGCCCUGCCGGGAGGGGGCAGAGGCCGCCCAAGGGGCGCCCGGGCACUGGGCUCUUGGGUGUAGGGAAGCAAAGGAAAGACGCUGCCCAAGGAACUAGUUAUGGAGGUGCCCUCUCCCAAAGCGGCGCCAAGCUGCCGGGAGCCCUUUUCCCGAGUCUCCUCCGCCUUGAACCAUCUCUAAGCCUUCGAGGCAGUGGGGCAGCGCCGGCUCUCUGGGGGCCUGGCCCGGGAUUUCUCCCCCAAACCCGCCCGAGCUAUUUUUGCGCGUCGAGAACCGAACCCCGGGAGCGCGCGCGGGGCAGGACUCAGGCGCGCCGCCUGGGCGUUGUGGGGCUGCGGCGCCUCGCCAAGCCCGGUCUCCGAGCUCCAGGGGCUUUCAGAGAGACAACGCCGAGGCAAGGGUGUUUGGGGAGCUGCUGUGGAGCCAGGGGUUUGGAGGAGCGAGGCAUGUAUUUUCAGCUGCGCCUCAGCUCUGAAAUGUGACUCCAAUUGACUAGCUCGGCAGAGGCCUCCAGUCUCUGGAUUGAUACUUUAGAAUAUGCUAACCAGCCGAUGCUUUCCAUGGGGAAUCGAAGGGCCAGCUGGUCGCAGUGACCGUGACCUGGAGCGAGGGAGUUGGAAGAGAAUGGUAGAAAGCCGGAGGGACCUUCCAAGAGGCUGACUUGGAUAGCUGCGGCCAGGCUCCUGCCACACAAUUGCUGCAGCCCUCCGAUGGAGCGCUGGUGAGGUCCUCCACCCAGUGGGCCAGGGGGCUGUGCAAAGGGCUGCUGGUGAGUGAGGACUGACCCCUGACCUCUGCUUAGGAACUUGAGGGCUGUCAGAGCCCCCUAUGCACCCGCCCUCGGGAAGAUGAGGACCCUGAACACGUCCACCAUGGACAGGGCCGGGCUGGUGGUGGAGAGGGACUUCUCCUUCCGUGUCCUCACAGCCUGUUUCCUGUCACUGCUCAUCCUGUCCACCCUCCUGGGGAACACGCUGGUUUGUGCCGCCGUCAUCAGGUUCCGACACCUGCGUUCCAAGGUGACCAACUUCUUCGUCAUCUCCUUGGCUGUCUCGGACCUCCUGGUGGCUGUGUUGGUCAUGCCCUGGAAAGCGGUGGCCGAGAUCGCUGGCUUCUGGCCCUUUGGGUCUUUCUGUAACAUCUGGGUGGCCUUUGACAUCAUGUGCUCCACCGCGUCCAUCCUGAACCUCUGUGUGAUCAGCGUGGACAGGUACUGGGCCAUCUCGAGCCCCUUCCGGUAUGAGAGGAAGAUGACCCCCAAGGCGGCAUUCAUCCUGAUCAGCGUGGCGUGGACGCUGUCUGUUCUCAUCUCCUUCAUCCCCGUGCAGCUAAGCUGGCACAAGGCGAAACCCACAAGCCCCUCUGACGGAAAUGCCACUUCCCCGGGCGAGGCCACAGACAACUGUGAUUCCAGCUUGAGCAGGACAUACGCCAUCUCAUCCUCCCUGAUCAGCUUUUACAUCCCCGUGGCAAUCAUGAUUGUCACCUACACCCGGAUCUAUAGGAUCGCCCAGAAACAGAUCCGGCGCAUUUCAGCCCUGGAGAGGGCAGCCGUCCACGCCAAGAAUUGCCAGACCACUGCAGGGAAUGGAAACCCUGUGGAGUGUUCUCAACCGGAAAGCUCCUUUAAGAUGUCCUUCAAAAGAGAGACUAAGGUUCUGAAGACGCUGUCGGUGAUCAUGGGGGUGUUUGUGUGCUGCUGGCUCCCUUUCUUCAUCUUGAACUGUAUGGUGCCCUUUUGUGGGUCUGGGGAGACGAAGCCCUUCUGCAUAGAUUCCAUCACCUUUGACGUGUUCGUGUGGUUUGGGUGGGCCAAUUCCUCCUUGAACCCCAUCAUUUAUGCCUUUAAUGCUGAUUUUCGGAAGGCAUUUUCAACCCUCUUAGGAUGCUACAGACUUUGCCCGACGUCGAAUAACGCCAUAGAGACGGUGAGCAUCAAUAAUAACGGGGGCGUCGUGUUUUCCAGCCAUCACGAGCCACGGGGCUCCGUCUCCAAGGACUGCAACCUGCUGUACCUGAUCCCGCAUGCUGUGGGCUCCUCCGAGGACCUGAAGAAGGAGGAGGCAGGUGCAAUAGCCAAACCCUUGGACAAGCUGUCCCCGGCCCUGUCUGUCAUUUUGGACCAUGACACUGAUGUCUCUCUAGAAAAGAUCCAGCCCAUCACACAAAAUGGACAGCACCCUACCUGAACUCCAAGGUGCAUCCUGCCAGCCACGCUCACCCCCAAAGCUAGAGAUCUCCCCGGGGCUUGCUGUUAAGAAACCAAGGUGUGGGGAGACGCCGAGGUGUCAGGCGAGCCCUGCUCUGCUGCUUUCCCUCAACACACAACUAAUUCUAUUUGAAAACCCAUUCCAGUGUGUUUUCUGUGUUGUGCAUAGUGAAUCAGAGAGGCACACAUCAAGCGAGUGUUACAAGGGACUUGUCUUUGGCUCCGAGAUUAUUUUUAGAAACUGAUAUUUAGGACUUAAAAAAUAGGGCAAAGAAUCAACCAUGGACAGCUUCACUUAAAAAUUAAACCUUUCUGGGAAGGAAGUGAGAAGGGUUGAGUUUGCUGUGUACAAACAGGUGCUAACACUGGUCCAAGCAAAGUUUUCAGAUUGUAAAGGUAGGUGCAUGCCUUCAUAAAUUAUUUCUAAAAAAUAAUUGAGCCUUACAGUACGGGUGGGAUUGCUUUCUCAGAAUCGAGAGAUGCUUUGUGGAUAUUAGGUUUAUUUAUCUAUUGUAUUAUAUGGCUAUUUUUAAUUUAUUACAAUGAAUCUAUAUUUAUCAUAUUUAAUAGGAUAAACCAAUGAGUUAUCUGUGACUUCACGGUCACAUUGUCGUCCAUGUAACUAGCACUUUAUAAGCCAAUGAAACAAACAUACAGACUCUGAGAUUCUAAAUGCUCAUGUAUAACUUCUAGAUACGCAGCCGAGAUGGAUAGGAAAUGAAGCUGUGAUCAUUCCUUAAAAUUCAUUGGCAUAAAUAAAGACGAGGUGAGAACUGACAAAUGCUGUGAAUGUUUUUUGUGUUGUUUUUUUUUUCUAAAAUGAUUUUGGAAAACUUUAAAAAGCAUAGCUACUGUUGCAUUUCGAAUGUUUUAAAUGACCGCCACUUCCUCGGAGAAUGACUGGCAGUUCUGUAAAUAUCUUAAAUAAAAGCCAGCUUAAGAAAACACCAAUUGAAAUGUGUGCUCUUAGGCGGUAAUAACAAGUAUAUGCCACUUUGUAUUUAUGUGAAAUAACUGGCCCUCUGCGUCUUUUCUCAUUUCACGCAUCAGAUAGCUUUUCGGAACCAGACAAACGGCUGUCCUGGUGAAGACAGUGGCUUUCCUUAAUUCUUACGUCACAACAGUCUCACCAACGGACAGAGGUCAAAUCCUGCGCCUCCAUCUUACUAGGUCAAACCAAGCCGAGGCUACUUUUGUAGUGCUUCCAUCUGAACUAAGAACUGAUUUUUAUAGAAGUCUAAAUGUUAGUGGUAUACUGGCUAAUGAACAGUGCCUCCUUCUCGUCCUUGAGGAAGGCACUUCUGUUGGGAAAACAGGAGACCCCUUCUCUGUGGGUGUGGUAAGCACCCCAGAGCCAUCAGUACUCUUUGACAAGUGCAGACCCUGUGUCUGUGCUUUGGAAUCACCUUUCUACAUCAUCACCCGGACUGUAAAAAGUACCGUAAUCUCCCCCUGCGAGAUACUAAUUCAUGGGGGGCAUUGCAAGAGCAUUCCUUUGAAAUGUUAACGAAGUUUUCAUGUGGGGGAGCAGUUUACUUAACAUUUAGAUGAAAUG